Oncorhynchus masou masou (cherry salmon) is the source of this 4905-nucleotide messenger RNA. RefSeq names its product serine/arginine repetitive matrix protein 2. Lineage: Eukaryota; Metazoa; Chordata; Actinopteri; Salmoniformes; Salmonidae. Bases 519 to 4454 code for a protein of 1311 amino acids. The transcript is spliced from 16 exons. The record is from RefSeq and is a predicted model, not a curated record.
CCUGACUAUUUUCCUCGAAAGUACAUGUCACGAAUUCAAAGCUAUAAGAUAUUACAGAAAACACGUUCAUUAUCUCACAACUUGGAAAAUAUUUGUAACGUUGUACUUCUUGAUGACGUAAUUCAUGUUUUUUUUUUAGCUGACACCCAUUCGCUCAUUGAAGGAGUGAAUGCCCUGUCCCGGAAUGCACCGCGUAUCUUGACGCAUGGGCAAGUGGGUAAUGUGUUUUAGUAGAAUGUAAUGCAGUUUCCGGGACUACAGAGGCAGUGUUUGAAGUUAACGCGGGCAAUUAUUUUUUUGUGUGUCAACAACGUCUUCGGCCUUGUAAACAUAGAUAUAUAUUUUUCACGAAAUAAGGAUACGGGUAUAUGUUAACUUGAUGGCAAGUUUAGUUUCAGCGUGCAAAUAAAACUCAUUUUUCACGAACUGGGAGAAAUGGCGGUCGGGCUGUACUAUGCUAGCUAGACCGAUUUAUUAUCACGCUAACGGGCUAAAUACAUUUGUCUACACGGACAGAAAUGGACUCCAAAUACCCAAAUCUGACGAGACCUCAGAAGAAGCGCCGGUACUUCUCCAUUAAAACGAGCGCAUCAACCAUGAAGGGAAAUGCCGAACUGGACAUUGAUGACUCCAAUACUUGGUUCAAAAACUUGGAUUCUCCCUCUGAUGUUGGGGAAGAGCUUCCCCCUCUGCCUCCCUCUCCGACCUUCACCCCUGUAGAGAAGGAGGAGAAGACUGGUAACCCUGUAGAGAAGGAGGAGAAGACUGGUAACCCUGUAGAGAAGGAGGAGAAGACUGGUAACCCUGUAGAGAAGGAGGAGAAGACUGGUAACCCUGUAGAGAAGGAGAGGAGAGAACCAUCAUCAGUUCCAGAGACCGGUGAAGCGGUGCCCCAUGGAGAAGAGAUGCACAAGGAGGGGAGAGCAGAGAGCACUUUGCUGGAUACUGAGAGCCCAUUUAAAAAGCACGCUCCCAUCAAGACCUCCAGCCCCAUGAAGCGGCAGGAGGGGGAUGAGGACAAGGACAGAACAGCCUUUCCAUUGCUCUUGAUCUGUGAUGAUGAUGAAGAUAACCACGGCCCUGUAAAGCAGCCUAUCACUGCCCUGACACCACAGUGCAACGGACAGGGAGCAGACGGGGGAUAUGAUGCAGUGCUGGACUCUCCUCCCUGUCGGUUUUCUGUCGGCAAACAAAAGACGCCAUCUCGCAGUAUGCCGAAGAAGGAAGAGACACCUUGGAAGUUGACUCUGUCCCUGUGCAGCAUAGAGACAGAGCCAGAAGAGCCUCCCCAAACAAGCCUGUGUCCAGCAGUAGAACCCAAAGAACAACCAGUACCAGGGAAGAAGAGUCAACCUUCAGAGAAGAAGAGUCUGGCCCAACCUUCAGAGAAGAAGAAUCUGGCCCAGCCUUCAGAGAAGAAGAGUCUGGCCCAGGCUUCAGAGAAGAAGAGUCUGGCCCAGCCUUCAGAGAAGAAGAGUCUGGCCCAGCCUUCAGAGAAGAAGAGUCUGGCCCAGCCUUCAGAGAAGAAGAGUCUGGCCCAGCCUUCAGAGAAGAAGAGUCUGGCCCAGCCCUCAGAGAAGAAGCGUCUGGCCCAGCCCUCAGAGAAGAAGCGUCUGGCCCAGCCUUCAGAGAAGAAGCGUCUGGCCCAGCCUUCAGAGAAGGAGCGUCUGGCCCAGCCUUCAGAGAAGAAGCGUCUGGCCCAACCACCAGAGAAGGAGGCAACACCGGAAAGGAAAGCCACAUCCUCCUUCCUCCAGAAGCUGAGAGAGGCUGGUCAGUCCAAGCCUGCCUGGAAAGCCCUGGCGUCUCCAGUGAGAGAAGCUCCUCUCACUGACCUGGAGGAUGACUUCCUGAUCUUGGAGGACGAUGGUCCUUCCUGGUUCUCCCUUCGCAGGAAGACUGACCCCAACAGGACCACAGCCACACCUCAACCGCAGCAGAAGGACCAAUCACACAGCAAUGAUGACACCUCAGCUGACACACUCACCAAGGCCAGCCAAUCAGAGAAGGAUACAGCCAAGCUGAGAUCAGGAGGGACAGCUGAAGUGAAAACUAAAGAGAAGAAUGCUACUGGAGGCUCCUCCCUCAUACCUGUCCUCACCAAGUCUACAGCCAGGAAGAAGAGGGACUCAAGUCCCCAGGGUGAUGGGCCUGUCGAGGCAGACCACAUAGAACAAGACCCGAAGAAGAAGGUCAACAACCCGUUAUCUGAACCAACGACAGCAGGUUACCUGGAACCAGGAGGAGGGGCUAAGCCUAAACCCAGCCAAUCAAAAGCCCGCACCAAAACAGAAAAGAAAGUUCCCAGAAUAUCUAAAUUCCAAGCUGGUAUCCAAGGUAACAAGGUGAACCCCAAGACGAGCCGAGGACGAGGCCUGCAGUCUGGGAAGACCAGGAGACUGUCAGCUGGAGCUGGGGAGGAGCCCGUCAGCAUGGAGGAGGAGAGUGAAGUUGCUUCAGACCAGGAUGUUUCACCAGUUCUACAGUUGGCACCGACAGGACAGAGACGAGUCAAGGUCCCAGCCAAUCGUAAAGCCAAGGAGGUCGGCCCCUCCCCUACAGGUGAGGCUGACUCCUCCCAGGCCGGCCGGCUAACCCAGUUAGCAGGGAAGAGGAAGAGGAUCAAGCCUGGUCCCUGGUGGCUCACCAGCCCUUUCAACACACAGGUCACAGAGACAGUCAACACACACACAGCAAACAAGUACAAACACAAUAACAAGAAAACAAAAACCAAACCAGCAAGAUAUUCCUCUGUGGAGUCAGGGCAAGAGGAGGGGACAUCAAGACCCUUGUUUAAUCAGAACGCAAAGAAGAAACCCUCGUCCAAUCAAACAGCAGAAAAUAAACCUUUGUCCAAUCAGACCACAGAAAAUAAACCCUGGUCCAAUCAGACUGCAGAGCAUAAAGCAGAGAAGCCCAAGAGGGGCAGAACUAAGAAGCAAAAGACGACCAGUAGAGAGGAGCCAGCGAGGCCUGAAGGUCAGAGAGAAGAGGAGGAGGCUGAGGCCUCUAUGGCAGAGCAGCAGGAGGAGCAACAGGAGCUGGGGGGGCUCAGUCCCAUGCCCAGCCCUCUCAGACAGCAUACACUCACCCCAAGUGAGAAGGUGUUUGACUGGAUCUAUACCCGCCCUCCCAAGUGUAAACCCCAGAGUGACAUUACCCCCCACUCUGCUACCGUUAUCCCCAGCAGGAGUGAUGCCUACCCCACUACCGUUACCCCCAGCAGGCAGUGGCGUCAGGCCAUGGAGGCUCCAGAGAAACGCAGCAGGAGGAGGAAAGCUCCAGGGAACUGGUGGGUCACCAACAACCCCCCAGAGAACGCUGACAGCACCUCUUCAUUCCCUCAACAACCCCAGCCUUACCCCAAAAAACCUUCACCCCCUCAACCACAUCCGAACCCAAAAACUCGCAAGGUGGAGAGAGGUAAGUUCCUUGGACCCCCUCAGAAUGGCAACACAGCUUCCUCAACUCGACCUGGAGGAGUUCAGACCCCGCUGAAGAGGAAGCACCUCUCCGCCCCCAAGACGGUCAAGCGCUCUCUGGCCACCAUUGGCGCGGUCUUCUCCUCGGGCACAGGAGCGCUCCCGGUGGCCACGGUCAGAAGCAGCACGUGGCAGGCUUUGGGGAGGAAAACGCUAUUCCCUAGAGCGCCUGAGGAGCAGUCAGCCCAGAGCCCCAGCAUCGGCCUCAGCUCUGGGCCAGCUAAUGACCCCACCCAGGACCCAACCAGUGAUAGGAACUUCAGCCCUGUGGAUCUGAGUGCCAGUACUGUCUGCAUAGAGCCUGUUGGACAGCUGGGGAAAAAGAAGACCAUACACCGAGACUUCUCCCAAAGCAACAACCGACUCUCAGACAACACGUUAAAAGGGUUCAGAAGCGGACCGUCUUCCAUGAUUGAACUGGAGGAUUAUGAAGAGAAUGACGACAUCUGUGUCCAGUCGUUCAGAGUGACGCCCCAUCCGGCUGUCCAUCAGUCUGUCCCUCCUGGCAUCGUGCUGUCGGACCCUGAGGCUGUGACUGAGCUUUGUGCUCCUCCUCUCAGAGCCAUCACACUGCAGCUGGAGGACAAGGCCAACCUCACAGACUGGAUGGCUUUGCUCUGGCCUGCCACUGGGAAACAGGGAGGCCAGAUCAGCCCAGAUCAUUUCCAGUGGUUCUCGUAUCGAGACAGAGCUCUUGGUUACAAGAUGGACCUGCUGGCUGAAACCUUCUCCAAUGGAAAGAUCUUGCUGGGCUCCUACAUGAAGAAACCUCUGCUGGUGGACCACAGCGCCACCACUGUGUAUAACCUCCUAACCAGCUCAGUAACUGUGAAGAUCAAUGGCAAAGAGAACCAUUAUAACCCAGGACAGACCUUCAUGGUCCCAUGUGGCCAUGCCUACAGCCUCCACAAUCUGACCCAGGAACCUGCUGCUCUACACUUCACCAGGAUGCUGGCAGAGAGCUCAGAGUGAGGCCUGGAGACCACAGCCAGGGGCUCAGUAACGUACAAUAGUGACAGGUCAGAGUAGUGAAGGAUCCUUACAGACGACAACCAGGUACCUCAAUUUAGGAGUGACUGAGACCAGCAGAGACAACAAGCUAGAGAGGCCCUCCUCACCCACCUCAAUGACAUUCCCAAGGACUUAACAGGAAAUGACCAGCCAGUGAUUUAAAUGGAAAAGCUAGAAAGAUUAAAAGUGUACAGAGGGCUCUGCUGUAAGUGCUUGUUAUUGUCUUAUUGUCACAGUAACAUUUGUAAAUAGCAAUACUUUUGUUUCUAUGGUUUCUUGUGCCCCCCCUACUGUGUACAUUUAAUGUGACCAAUGAAAUAACUUGUAAAGGCUUCUGGGUAUUUUUAUUGGAAUAUUAAUCUUCUGUCAACUGUUGCAAACAUGGUAUGUAAAAAUAAAAAGUAAUUCAGUC